AUGUCCCACCCAGCCCAGGCUCCGCCCUCCCAUUCCCCGCCCCAACCGGGGCCCCUAGUCCGCUAUUUCUCUCCGCAGACCCCGCCCUCAGCCCCGGAAGACUCCCCGCCUCCGGCCCCGCCCCCCCGAAGUUUCUUGGGCCGCCAGCCGCUGGCGGGACAGAACAUAGAGAGCCGCCGCCCGGCCGAGUGCGGAUGGGACUGCAGGAGCCUUCACGGCUCCGGGAGUGAGCGGCGGAGCGGCCGGACCUCCGCGGAUUCGUCAUGGAGGAGGCCACAGCGGGCCUCAGCCAUGACCAAGAAGCUGGAGCCAGCCUUGCCCGGUGUGAAGGAGGGAAGUGAGAAGCCACGAGGAGGCCGGACAGCAGAUAAGGCCGGCUGGAUCAAGAAGAGUGGUGGAGGCCUCCUGAGUCUCUGGAAAGAUCGAUACCUGCUCCUCUGCCAAGCCCAGCUGCUGGUCUAUGAGAAUGAGGAUGAGCAGAAGUGUGUGGAGACAGUGGAGCUGGGCAGUUAUGAGAAGUGCCAGGACCUCCGUGCCCUCCUCAAGCGGAAACACCGCUUCAUCCUGCUGCGAUCCCCAGGGAACAAGGUCAGCGACAUCAAAUUCCAGGCACCCAGUGGGGAAGAGAAAGAGUCCUGGAUCAAAGCCCUCAACGAAGGAAUCAACCGAGGCAAGAACAAGGCCUUUGAUGAGGUAAAGGUGGAUAAAAGUUGUGCCCUGGAACAUGUGACACGGGACCGGGUUCGAGGGGGCCAGCGACGCCGGCCACCCACGAGAGUCCACUUGAAAGAGGUGGCCAGCGCAGCUUCCGACGGGCUUUUGCGCCUGGACCUGGACGUUCCGGACAGCGGGCCGCCCUCUGUGUUCACCCCCAAUGACGAUGCCAGUGCAGCCGAGCCCCGAGACACACGCCGGCCCCUCAUGCCUCCCACCAAGCCUUCCCCAGCCCCUGAGCCUGCCGGCUUCGGCUUUGGUGAUAGGACAGAGACCCCUGCAGAGGAGAGAGCUCCGACCCCUGAGACACAUGCUGAGAACCAGGAGGACUCAGAGACCCCAGCCGGGGAGGAUGGGGACCCUGAGCAGCUCCUCAACAGGGUUCUGCCUGAAAAACUGAAGGUGAGCUGGGAGAACCCCAGCCUCAAGGAGACCCCUGCCUCUGAGGAUGCAGGAGCACCUCAACUGUCCUGUUCUGAGACUUUGGAGACUACCCCCAAGGAGGGUGGGAAGCCCCCUGUUCCCCCACCCAAGAUCUUAUCGGAGAAACUGAUAGCUUCUAUGAGCAGGGGAGAGCCUUCCGGACCAGCCCAGAGUCCUGAAGUCCCCAAGACCUCUCCUCCAGGCCUAGUCCAGGUCUCAGUGAAUGGUGUGGAUGACAGCACUGAGCCCGCUAACCUGUCCAAGGCCACGGCCACCCCAGGGACCCACCUGAAGGAUGGGACAGCGUUCACUGCACCGUCUCUCUGCGACUCAUCGCCUCACUUCCAUCCCCGCUCUUCCUCCCUGGGGGACCUUCUUGGGGAGGGCCCUCGGCACCCACCACAGCCCAGAGAACGGCUGUAUCGGGCUGAGCUGGAGGUGAAGGUGGCCUCAGAACAGACGGAGCAACUGUUAAACAAGGUGCUGGGCAGCGAGCCAGCGCCCGUGAACGCUGAGACACUGCUCAGCCAGGCUGUGGAGCAGCUGAGACAGGCCACUCAGGUCCUGCAGGAAAUGAGAGAUUUGGGGGACCUGAGCGAGGAAGCACCUGGACUGAGGGAGAAGCGGAAGGAGCUGGUGACCCUCUACAGGAGAAGUGCACCCUAG
This is a messenger RNA of Elephantulus edwardii (Cape elephant shrew), 1803 nucleotides long. It is a transcript of the gene PLEKHO2, whose product is annotated as pleckstrin homology domain containing, family O member 2. The transcript is spliced from 7 exons. Lineage: Eukaryota; Metazoa; Chordata; Mammalia; Macroscelidea; Macroscelididae. Gene Ontology annotation, biological process: macrophage apoptotic process. The record is from RefSeq and is a predicted model, not a curated record. The coding region runs from base 1 to 1803 and encodes 600 amino acids.